GUUGACACCUGUCCUACGGUAGCUACGUACUACUUUAGGACAACAUUUCCAAGGUCAUUGUUUAAAUAACAAAUCGCACGCCUUCUAGCCUCCCAACCUGAAAUCUCGCAUGUCUUCGGAUCCAAACUUGCCAAAAUGCUGCUCCUUGGCAACCUCCUCUAUGUCUCGAUCCUCCUCGUGAACGCAAUCGCGAUCUUAUCCGAAGACCGUUUCCUAGCACGAAUAAAUCUCUCGUCUGCCUCGUACGAUCCAGCUUUCGGCGCCGGCCCUGAUUCACAAAGCGUAAAGGCGAAGGUCAUCAAUUUGAUUGCCAGCGUACGAACAUUGAUGAGGAUUCCGCUAAUAGCGAUCAAUACAUUAAUAAUUAUCUACGAGUUAGUCUUAGGCUAAGGGUAGAGAACAAACGUCAUGAAGCACGAUGAGAAUAUAAGGGCGCAUUCG
Molecule: messenger RNA, 441 nt
Organism: Annulohypoxylon truncatum
Lineage: Eukaryota; Fungi; Ascomycota; Sordariomycetes; Xylariales; Hypoxylaceae
Product: Yos1-like protein
Exons: 4
Coding region: 136-390 (84 amino acids)
Biological process (GO): endoplasmic reticulum to Golgi vesicle-mediated transport
Cellular component (GO): endoplasmic reticulum membrane; COPII-coated ER to Golgi transport vesicle; Golgi membrane
Source: RefSeq, a predicted model, not a curated record